Messenger RNA from Talaromyces rugulosus, 369 nucleotides. RefSeq lists its product as uncharacterized. The transcript has 3 exons. The record is from RefSeq and is a predicted model, not a curated record. Gene Ontology annotation, cellular component: DSIF complex; nucleus. Gene Ontology annotation, biological process: regulation of transcription elongation by RNA polymerase II; positive regulation of DNA-templated transcription, elongation; chromatin organization. The coding region runs from base 1 to 369 and encodes 122 amino acids. Gene Ontology annotation, molecular function: RNA polymerase II complex binding; zinc ion binding. Lineage: Eukaryota; Fungi; Ascomycota; Eurotiomycetes; Eurotiales; Trichocomaceae.
AUGACCUCCUCCUUCACCGUGCCCUCGGGCCUAAUGCGCACUCUUCGCGCGUGCAUGGUCUGCUCUGUCGUGAUGCCUCAAAGCAAAUUCAACCACGAAGGCUGCCCCAACUGCGACCACGUCCUACAACUCCGCGGCAACAACGACGCCAUCCAAGAAUGCACGUCGCAAGUCUUUGAAGGGCUGAUUUCCAUUGUCGACGAGCGCCAGAGCUGGGUCGCGCGCUGGCAGCGACUGGAUGGGUAUGUGCCGGGGACGUAUGCGAUCAAAGUGACGGGCACAUUGCCGACGGAGACGGUGGCGUCGUUGGAGGAUGCUGGGAUUAAAUACAUUCCGCGCGAUGGAAGUGCAAAUGAAGAGGAGUCGUGA